This is a messenger RNA of Musa acuminata AAA Group (dessert banana), 1094 nucleotides long. RefSeq names its product (DL)-glycerol-3-phosphatase 2. Gene Ontology annotation, molecular function: sn-glycerol 3-phosphatase activity. The coding region runs from base 115 to 834 and encodes 239 amino acids. Gene Ontology annotation, biological process: glycerol biosynthetic process. The record is from RefSeq and is a predicted model, not a curated record. NCBI's taxonomy places the organism in Eukaryota, Viridiplantae, Streptophyta, Magnoliopsida, Zingiberales, Musaceae. The transcript is spliced from 6 exons.
GGUGUCCAGUACUUGAGGAGGAGGAGCAUCCGAAUCCGAUAACAAAAGGAAGAGAGGGAGACCAGUCUGCUCUACACCGACACCGUUGGCGGCCGCUCCGGCGCAGAUCUGUUCAUGGCGACCCCGCUCCUCCCCCGCGUUCGAGCCCCCAUCACCCACGUUAUCUUUGACAUGGACGGCCUCCUCCUCGACACGGAACCGUUCUACACGUUGGUGCAGGAGAAGAUCCUGGCGAGGUUUGGGAAGACCUUCGACUGGUCUCUCAAGGCCCAGAUGAUGGGGAAGAAGGCCAUUGAGUCCGCCCGAAUCUUCGUCCGCGAGUCCGGCCUCGAUGGCCUCCUCACGCCCGAGGCCUUCCUCGAGGAGCGGGAAGGGAUGCUGCAGGACCUCUUUCCCACGUGCCAGCAGUUGCCCGGUGUCAAGAGACUUGUCAGUCAUCUCCAUGCUAAGGGGAUACCUAUGUGUAUUGCAACAGGAUCUCAUAAGCGGCACUUUGCUCUGAAGACGCAAAAUCAUGGUGAGAUAAUUGCUAUGAUGCACCAUGUGGUCAUGGGUGAUGAUCCAGAAGUGACAAAAGGCAAACCUUCUCCUGAAGUAUUUCUUGCUGCUGCAAAAAGAUUCGAGGGUAGCGUGGACCUAAGCAAGAUUUUAGUUUUUGAAGAUGCACCAUCAGGAGUAGCAGCAGCUAAAAAUGCCGGGAUGAAUGUGAUUAUGGUCCCAGAUCCUUGUUUGGAUGCUUCGCAUCAGAAAGAAGCAGACCAGGUUCUUGGUUCCCUAAUGGAUUUCAAGCCAAAAGAAUGGGGCCUGCCAGCGUUCGAGCCGAGCAAUGAAUAAUUUGCUGUGCCUGCUACAUGCAAGCAAUUCUCUCUUAGUUGCAUCCAAUCGUCUUCAGGAGGUCACAAACUUCUAAUUCUUUUCUGCAAGAUAAUUGUGCUUUACCUUAGGUGAAUUUGCACACAUUUACUUCUGGAAAUUUGGCCGAAAGCCAAACAUAUUAUUCAUCUCUGUCUAACCAAGUUAUGUAUGCUUAGUAAGCUGGAAUAAUUGACAGGCCAAUUUGAUACCUGAAUAAGAUGGAAUGCUUUUAGAUUGAA